This is a messenger RNA of Symbiodinium necroappetens, 1338 nucleotides long. The record is from the annotation of a GenBank genome assembly. Lineage: Eukaryota; Dinophyceae; Suessiales; Symbiodiniaceae.
AUGGGGUACCCGUCCGGUGGUAAGGGCAAGGGAGGCCAUAUGGGAGCCUAUCCACAGAUUGGCGUGAAUACGGAGUCACUUCCACCUCAGCGUCCUGCUCCGCAGCAGCCUGAGAUGAAGGCGGACGUUGACUCAGAAGAUUGGAAAGCUCAGAUUCGCCGCCCGCCCCCAGACCAGCGCUACAAGACGGAGGAUGUUACCGCCACGAAAGGCAAUGAGUUUGAAGAUUACUUCUUGAAGAGGGAGCUGCUGAUGGGCAUCUUCGAAAUGGGCUAUGAGAAGCCCUCCCCCAUUCAGGAGGAAAGCUUGCCAGUUGCGUUGACGGGCAAGUCCAUUCUUGCCCGAGCCAAAAACGGCACCGGAAAAACCGGAGCCUUUGUCAUUCCGAUUCUUGAAAAAUGCAACACCACGAAGAAUGCAAUCCAAGGGCUCAUUCUUGUGCCCACGCGAGAGUUAGCAUUGCAGACUUCUUCAGUGGUCAAGGAAAUCGGCAAGCACAUGAACGUCCAAUGCAUGGUCUCUACAGGUGGAACAAGCCUCCGCGAAGACAUCAUGCGUCUUUACAACGAGGUGCACAUCGUCGUCGCCACGCCGGGCCGUGUGUUAGAUCUUGCAAACAAGAAUGUGUGCAACUUGAAGCAGUGCUCCAUCGUUGCCAUGGACGAAGCUGACAAGCUACUGUGCCCCGAGUUCAAGCCCAUUAUCGAGGACCUCAUCAAGUUCCUUCCUCAAGACAGGCAGAUUCUGAUGUACUCCGCGACCUUCCCCAUCGCCAUCUUGGAUUUCAAGAACAGUUUCAUGCAGGAUGCCCAUGAGAUCAACCUUAUGGACGAGCUGACGCUGAAGGGCGUGUCUCAGUACUACGCUUUUGUCGAGGAGCGUCAGAAGGUUCACUGCCUCAACACCCUGUUCUCCAAGCUGCAGAUCAACCAGGCCAUCAUCUUUUGCAACUCCGUCACCCGGGUGGAGCUGCUUGCGAAGAAGAUCACGGAGUUGGGUUACUCCUGCUUCUUCAUCCACUCCCGGAUGUACCAGUCCCACAGGAACCGAGUCUUCCAUGACUUCCGCAACGGAGCUUGCCGGUGUCUGGUUUCGUCUGACCUCUUCACGCGUGGCAUCGACAUCCAGUCCGUGAACGUUGUGAUCAAUUUCGACUUCCCCAAGAAUUCCGAGACCUACCUCCACCGCAUUGGCCGCUCUGGCCGUUUCGGGCACCUUGGCUUGGGCAUCAAUUUUGUGACUUACGAGGACCGCUUCAACUUGUACCGUGUCGAGAAGGAAUUGGGCACGGAAAUCCAGCCCAUCCCGCCGACCAUUGAUCCGGCGACCUACACCUAG